AUGGGAGAAGGAUAUUCAAAAAAUACAUUGAAAUAUGGAAAUUUGAGUGAGAAAGAUGUAGAAAAUAUAAGAAAGAAAUUUAAUUUAAAUAAAAAAGAAAUAAAUGAAAAAGUCAGUACUCUAGAUUUUAUCUAUGUAUAUCCUCACAUAUUAAGACCAUAUAUUGCUUUAGUUCUACCUUCCUUUCAUGAAGUGCUUAGAAAAAAAGGUAAAAAAAAUAAAGAAAAGUUAAAUAAUUAUGGAUUUAAUUAUGCUAUUAAUAUUUUAUUUAAUAAAAACAGUAAAAAACUAAGUAAUGAAAUAUCUUUACAAGAAAUAAUUAAUAUAUUAUCCUAUAUAAAUAAUAGGAAAAGCAGAGUUAUUAUAAGAAUUUUAUUUAUGAGUUUUUUAAGAUAUAGUAUAUCGAACAAUAAUGAAUCUGAUAAAGUAAGAAUUAUUAAUGAAAAUGCAAGUGAUAAUAAUAAGGACAUUGAUAAAUUAAACAUUAAUAAUUUAAACAUUAAUAAAUUACCAAUUGAAAAUGAUAAGAAAGAAGAUGAUCUAAAUAUGAUAGAGAAAGAAGAUUCUUCUUAUAACAAUGAGCCAAAUAUAUACAAUAAUGAAAAUGAUAAAGAGGAAUUAAGCAGAUUAAAUAAUUCCCUUAAAUUUGUUCUUUCAGAUUCUAAUGUAAACAUAAUAAAUAAAAACAGUAAAAGAGAAAGAAAUUACAAAUUUAUAAAUGAUAAUAUUUUUUUUUUGGAUAAAAAUAAAAUAAAAUAUCAUUAUCCUAAAAAUUACAAUGUGAAGGAUUUAAUAUCUGUAGAAGAAGCAUUACAUCAUCUUUUUACAUAUAUGUAUAUUGAACAGUUAUAUUUAUUGUGUCCAUGUAAUUUAUUAUUUAAAAUAACAAAUAAAAACCAAAUAUCAGAAAAAAAAAUAUUUUUAAAUAAAUCAAAGUCAAAUUUAAAUGAAGAUUUUAUAAUAAAUAGAAAAAAUAGUUGGGACUUAACCUUUUUUUUUAAGGAACUCUUUUUUUCUUUAGAAACUAAUUUAGAUUUCCGAAAUAUAAUUAUUGGUUUUAGAUUGUAUGUUAAUUCUAUAGAUAGUAGUAAACAUUCUAUAUAUUACACAAUGAUAGAAUACAUUAAUUCAAAUUUUGUAAAUUUAAGUAACAUUUAUGCAGAUGCAACUUUUAAGCAUUUUACAGAUAAUGAAAAUAUAAUAACUAACGAAAAGAAAAAGGAAGAAAAUGCAGAAGAAAAUAAUAUAACAAAUUUUAAUGAUAUAUGCAUAAAUAGUAUUGAACUGAUACAUUCUAUUUAUACAAACAUGAAAAAAAAUGAAAUAAAAAAUCAAGAAAGCAAAGAAAGUUUAUCAAAAGAGGAUACAUAUAAAAAAUCCUCUUCUAUAUUAGAAAUUCAAAAUGAAACUAACGGAUGGAGAGGAUUAUUUUUAAAUAAAACUAGCAAAAUACUAACUGAUGAAAUUGUUUUUAGUUUGAGACAAUGUUCUACCUGUUUUACAAAUAAUGAAUGGUAUAGAUUAUAUGCUUCAUGGAAACAAGGAAUAAGUUUUAAUAGAUUUAUUAACUCUGUUUUUCAUUAUCCAUCUCCUAUUGUAAUUGUAAUUAAGACAGAUGAUAAUCAAAUAUUAGGUGGAGUAUGUACUACUCCUCUAAAAGAUUCUCAUUUGUUUCAUGGUUCUUCAAAUGAUUUUUUAUUUUCUGCUUAUCCAGUUUUUAGAAUUAUUAGAACAAAUCAUUUAGGUAAUAAUUAUGUUUACUUAAAUAGUAAAAAUUCUUUCUAUCCUAAAGGUUUAGGAUUUGGAGGAAAAACUGAAUGUUUUAGAUUAUUUUUGAGUGAUGAAUUUAAAGAAUCUUACUGUACACAGAGUGAUUACACAUAUAAAAGUGGACAUUUAUAUUUUCCUCAUCACAAAAAAGAAAAAGAUAGUAAUAAUAUUGAUGAUGAUGACGAUGAUGAUGUAGACUCAUUUUUAUGUAAAUUAUCUAUUAAUGAAGUAGAAGCUUGGGGGUGUGGUAAUGAAAAAUCUUUAGAAGAGCAACGACUAUCUUUUGAAAGUGAAGAAGCUUGUAAGCAAGAAAGGAGAUCAAUUGAUAAAUCUAAAAUUGUUCAGAAUAGUUUUGAUAAAGAAUUUUUACUACCAAAAGUUUUUGUUGGGGGAAAUUAUGAUGAAUUUGCACAUGAUUCAUAA
This is a messenger RNA of Plasmodium gallinaceum, 2193 nucleotides long. RefSeq names its product krox-like protein, putative. The coding region runs from base 1 to 2193 and encodes 730 amino acids. The transcript has a single exon. NCBI's taxonomy places the organism in Eukaryota, Apicomplexa, Aconoidasida, Haemosporida, Plasmodiidae. The record is from RefSeq and is a predicted model, not a curated record.